This is a messenger RNA of Nasonia vitripennis (jewel wasp), 4660 nucleotides long. RefSeq lists its product as uncharacterized. Gene Ontology annotation, molecular function: protein binding. Gene Ontology annotation, biological process: regulation of transcription by RNA polymerase II. Gene Ontology annotation, cellular component: nucleus. Lineage: Eukaryota; Metazoa; Arthropoda; Insecta; Hymenoptera; Pteromalidae. The transcript has 6 exons. The record is from RefSeq and is a predicted model, not a curated record. The coding region runs from base 1037 to 3157 and encodes 706 amino acids.
AGUUCUCGCACAAUCCCGUGCUCUCAUGUUCUUACGGAGACGUCGACGUUCGCGAGAAGCUGUCGCAGCGGCCCGAUUAAUGCGUCCGCUUAGGAGAAACUCGCCCCAGCAGCUAUCCUCAGCAUCGAGGAAAAUUGCUCGCAUACGCUUCGUUAUUCAAGAGAAGAUCAUCUGUUCUGCGGUGGUUUGCGCCAGCCCUGCACCAACACUGGCUGUCCAGUUCUUCAACCUCUGACAAACGCUCAAGGCAUCGCCAUCGUCGUCGUCGUCGAGAACCUGAUCGCAUCAGGCACAUCACAAGCUGCGGCGCUCGGAAGAGAGAGAUGGACUGCAGGCUGCUACAUCAGCGAAUAUACUUAGAUGCGGGGCUGCUGCCUACGUUCCGUAGGAGGAAAAAUACGGAAUCUUCCGAGACAGAGCUGCGAGAGAUCGCUCUCCGCGCGUUACCCAAGCGUUUAUUUUCGUCGUCUUCGUCAAGCGCAUCCAGCGGCUCUAAUGCUUCUUGUUUACUUUCUAAGGCUUCCGCGGCCAUGUCCGGCCCUGAGCGCCAGAGGCAGCUCAGCAGCUCGAGGAUGCCAUCGUCAACGCCCGAGUUUAGUUCGCUUCCUCUUGUCCGCCGAUGUGCGCUUCAUCUGGAUGCCCUCCCUGCUGUCUAGAAAGCAUCUGUUGAAAGAGUGUCUGGUACUCGCUCAGUGCCAGCUUGCUUCGCGACAAUGCAUUUCCCAAAUUCAGGACAGACCAUCAUCCAGUUCCAUGACCAUUGUUGGAGUAGCGGCCCCAGUGUUAAAAAUACAUUAUCAUAAAGUAUGCAGCACAUCUUUCGACAUAUUGGAAUUGUGUUACACUGACACAUAAUCAGGCAAAAUUGCAAAUCACUUGGUUUUUCUUCAAACGGACAACGUGAAUCUGCUUACGAUUGAAACGCACAUUUUUUCAUUUUCAAGUAAUCACUGGUGAUAAAAAAGACUUUUAAUAGCUUUCUAAAAAAGCUAUUUGGAUUUUUAGAAACCAGCAAAAAGAUAAAACAGUAUUGAUCAUGGUGGAGAGCGCUAAUGAUGAUUACGUGCUGCAAUGGCCUGGCCAUGCAGCUUAUGUCACAGAAAGAUUUAGUAAACUUCUGACCCAGCAGACUUUGGUUGACGUUACACUUUUGUGUGAAGAACAGAAAUUGAGAGUUCACAAACUUGUGCUUGCUUCAUGCAGCCUUUAUUUUGAGGAUAUGUUGAAAGAUGCUGGCCCAGAACCAACUGUACAUCUUAGCGAUUUAAGCUUUAGUGUAUUAAAAGCCAUGAUAGAAUUCAUGUACUGUGGAGAGACCACAGUGUCCUACAUUUAUUUGCCAUCACUUCUAGAAGCAGCAAGGUUCUUUAAGGUCAAAGAGUUGGAAUCUCUUGUGGAAAAAAUGGUAGGAUUGCAUACUCCAGACCACAAUGAUAAUGAAGGGGAAUACCUAUCAAAAGAUAUGUCGGGUGCCGGCCGUGUAAAUGGACUAAUAAAUAACCAAGACGAUGGUAUUCGUGUAAGUUUUAGCAACAAACACGCUGGUAACAGCGAAUCCGCCUUCGAUGCCACUGAAAGCAGUGACAGUGAAUCUGACAGAAACUACCUCGAAGAAAAUUCCGGCAACUUGUCUGACAGUCCAAAUGAUCACUAUUUGUACGAGGAAUCUUGUAGUAUUAUUCAAGACAGGAGAGACUGUGUAAAAAGCAAAAGUGCUCCUUAUUCCUCCUUACACCGAAAUGGCCAAAUAAUCAGCGACAACGCGUUACGACAAAACCUCCGAGAAAAAUCUAUAGAAUCGGAAACCGGUUCAUCAACUCUUGACUCGGAGAACUGCGAGAAGGAUUCUGAACCGAACCUGUACGAGAGAUGCUUUGAUUUCGUGAAUAAUGGCUGUGAAAAGGACGAAGAACGCUCGCAAGUUUAUUUAUCCCCUGAAUGUACAGAUAACGAGGUCAACCAAGUAGGGCAGUGUUCCAAGGUGUACACGCACAAAAAACGCAAGGUUAACGGUGAUAACACUUCAAAGAGAUACGCACAUUUCGAAAAAGCUCUACCUCAGUCCCUAUCACCUAAUCGCAUUGAUUUAAUAGAGGAAUCUUCGAACAACGAGGCUCCUGCAGUGACUCUGCAGACGAAUUUAGACACGGAAAUUACAGAUUAUCAUCUUUUAAGCUUUAGUAGCGAAAGUAUACAAUCUAUAGUAGGUUGUUCAUUAAGCGAUUUUUGCCCUUCAAGUAGUUACGAAAUCUUGAAUACACAAACUCGCUUAGCUGCAGUAGAAGACGACAAAGAUAACGAUAGAAAGCGAGAAGAAAGGCCCCCAGAGAAGCUCAGAAGAAGCAACCGCUUGAAUCCUCAAGAAAGCGAACAAUCUUAUUCUCGAAGGUCAAAAUCGAAACUUCACGAUGAUAAGAAAAAGCAGCCAUCCUCGGAUAUAAAGUUACUCUCUAGAACAAAGCGUAAAAAUAAAGAACUAGAGCGCAGAGUUCCUACAGUUAAAGUCAUUGAUCUACCAACUCAAUCAACGAGAAGGGGACAUUCGCGACCUCUUCGCAAGGCAUCGAAAAUCGUUAGUCGAUGCAGUACGAAAAAUCAUCUGACAAAGAGCGAAAAAGAGAUUGUCAGCAGGCCAAAGACAGUAGAGAAAUUAAACAAUCCUGUGAAUUUGGAGAAAGUAGAACCCACCGACAAUCAUCACGCGAGCGAAUUUGUAAAAACGAACACGACGGCGUCAGUCAAUCGAGCGUUGUGGGGCGACAUGUCGGACAUAGCCGAGGAUGGCGAGAUCAGCGAGGAAUUCUUGGAGUACUCGCCCAGUACAGAGAUCCCGUUUGCAGUAGGUCUACUACCUCUCAGAGCGGCGUUAGAGAGAAUGCAAGCCACAGUGGAUCACCAACCUCGCAAGACAAGGUCGUCUGUAGCCACCAAGCAGGACUCGAAUAUCUUCAAACGGAAAGCUUCGCCAGCCCAUCAAGAUGUUCCUUCAACUGCCAAGAAACUAAACACCAACGAGUGUGUAGUGAAUGAAAAUGCUAGUGCAGUUUGUCAUAUUCAAAUAAGAACGUCUCCACAGUGCUCUCGACCACGAAAAAGGUCUUUAUCCGAUGGAGCCGCUAGUUUAGGACAGACUACUACUGUUAGCGGAAGGCCAUAGUUUACUUGGCCUGCUUAUUAUGUAGCCUUAGAUUUUUUGCCAGAUACGGCUGUUGUAAGUGGCAAAAAAGAGACACUUCUGAUUUAUUUUGUAAAGUUUUUUAGGGUUGAUUUUUUUUUGUUUUUUUUUUUUUAUAAAAUUAACUAGCAGUAUACGUGCAACGAUUAAUUUAUGAAAUUGUAAAAAAAUGUUCAUCCGUAGUGGUUUAAAAUUGGAUAAAAGUUUAUUUCAAAAUUUUCCGAUCUAAACGGUUUUUUUGUAAGACACUCAAUUAUUAAAUUUGUAAAAUUAUUUUGAAAUCUAAUAUCUGUUUCAACAGUAUAAAGUAGAUCAUCACAAUGAAACGUCUUACGUAACAUUUGUAUUUUUUGCUUAUCUCAGAAUAAAACCUCUUAUCGAGUCUGAACACGAUUUAAAAAAAAAAUAAGAGACAUAAUAUUUACAAUUUAUCAAACUCUUUUAACAGAAAUGAUGUUGGACGUGAUCUUAUGUGUCAAAAAUUUGCAACAUCUCAAUGUACUUAACACCAAUACUUGUAUUGAGAUAAAAUGUAAAAUUGAAAGAGUGUUAUAAUAUUGCUUUUUUAAAAAUCAGUAUUAAAAUAAUUGGUGAUAAUAUAUAUUUUUAAAUUAUCUAGAAAAAUUGAUAUUUCAAACAAUACUUGAAAAAGCAACUUUUGACAUGGACUACAAUUAAUACUGUCAGUGAUUUUAUAAAAUUUUAAUCAACGAAACAAUUACACAUAAAUAAAGAGUGCCUACUUGAUAACAGAAGGCCAUUCUACAUUUUUAAAUCAAUCUAUGUAAUUUGAAAAAAAUCUUUGAAAAGUAAUUUAAGUUGUUUUAAAGGAUUUAAUCUUUUAACAAUAACGGGCAAUCUUCGAGUUAGAAGUAAAAAAACUUGUACUGCCUUUUGAUUUUCGCAACUUUUCAAUGUUUCAAGUAAAAUUCGUUAAAUCAGUAAUGCUAGGAAGUGUAAGAAAGGUUUGAUGGAGGUCUGAUUCAGUACAAUUGCGUCAUUUUGGGUUGUUGGAGAAUCAUUGCAUCUUUGUUGAAAACACGACGCAUGCCGUUUAUGUAUGUGGUCUCAUCUUGUGAUUAUUGUAACAAGUAAGUUUGUACAAUGUAACAUACAUAUAUUUUCCCAGUGGCUGAGUUAAUGUUGAUGGUACUACUAACCAAUCACGAGUGUUACUCUUCUUUUCGCUAUAGAUUUGUUGUUAAACAUUGAUGUACAGUAAUUAUUAUUUUGUCAAAUCAUAUGUAUGUACAUUUAAAUUUAAGUGAUUAAAAUUUAUAUAUUUAGUAUUUAAGUAAGCAAGCGAACAAUGUGUGACGCUUCAGUGUACUAUAAGAUUGUUCUAUGAUUUUCAUUUUCAUUAUUAUUAUUUCUAUUUUAUUAUUUUAUUAUAUUUAUCGUUAUUCAAGUUGUCAUCAUCACAAUUUACAGAAGUACGAAGAAUGUUACAAAUAUUUUUUUAAUAAAAUUUUAUAUUGCUGUAAA